Molecule: messenger RNA, 1539 nt
Organism: Strongylus vulgaris
Lineage: Eukaryota; Metazoa; Nematoda; Chromadorea; Rhabditida; Strongylidae
Source: the annotation of a GenBank genome assembly
UUGACAAGUGAAGAUGAAAAAGCUCUGAGGGCAGCGCUCUAUCGAAAUCGUGCUUUAACUCGAUUGAAACAAGAUGAUUUUGAAGGAACGGAGAGUGAUAGCACAAAAGCUCUGGAAUACGAUGGAGCCGAUGUCAAAGCUUUAUAUCGACGAGCCCUCGCUCGUGAACAGCUGGACAAUGUUGCAGCUGCCUUCAAAGAUGCUAAGGAAGCCCUCAGACUCAGCCCCAAAGACAAGUCAAUCUCCGAUUUACUGCAGCGGCUUGUUAUCGCCAAUAAUGAGAAGGUGAAAAAGGCUACCAGUAUGGACAACAAGGUCAAGAAUAUGAGCAGCUUGGCCUUUGAGGGUAGCGCAAAGGAUAAGGAACAGAAAAUACAGGCAUUCAACAACUUGCUCGUUCUUGCGAGAGAAACCGAAGCAGGUGCAGCAAGAAUAUGGAAUUUGGGUAAAGGAGUUCCAAUGUUACUGUCAGUAGCUGAGGAUAACAAUGAACCAAUGGAGAUUUCUGUGGCUGCAAUUAGGAUUUUGGAUGAAACGAUUAAGAAUCAUGGACGAGCAUUAUACUUCUUGUCAAUGCAUCACAGCGAUGGCAUGCAUUCGGCGAGGCGCGUUUGUCGUCUAAUGUGUUCAAGAAAUUCUAAAGAAUACGUAGAUGCAGCUGGUCUGAUAGUGCAAAGGAUAUUCAACGCUCUUGUAAAAAUGGAUCGCACUAAAGAUAUCAAACCCGAUCCAGAGGUUGCAGAAGCCAAUAAAUUGUGGAUUAUUCGUGUCAUUCUUGAGCUUGAGGAGAUGUUGACUGACAAAUCUGUUUCUGCCAUUGUGAGAGAGAUGGUAAUUGAUUUAUUGCUGAAGAACCUUAUGCAUAUGGAUGGAGGAAUACCUCGUGGAUGGUCUUGGAAAUUCACCGAGGAUUCAGGUCUUUCGGCGCUUUUGGAUGUAUCAUCACAAAUUCCGGAACAAUGUGACUAUCCUGUUACACAUGAGACCAGACAGCAUGUGGCUAUCUGCCUCCAGCGCCUUGAUGAGGAUAUGGUUUUCGAUACCAAGAGGUUGAUUUACAAAGAAAAAGUCGAUCAUUUUUUCAAUAAUCUAAUGGCAAGGGCAAGUGAUGAUCCAGAAGGGCAUAAAAUUCGCAUAAAGCUUGCCUGUUUCCUUAUCACUAUGCUACAGGGUCCUGUUGAUAUCGGCAUAAACUUGGUAACAAAUGAUCAAGUUACAGCGCUGAUGCUUCAAAUGGCUGCGUCUUCUAAUCUUCUGAUGCAGAGCGUCGCCGCUGAGCUGAUUGUGAUGACCGUUGUCAAACACGAAAGAGCGACUUCUAUAUUGAAGGUUGGUGUUCCCAUCUUGAGGAAGUUAUACGAAUCAGAAGAUGAGAAUGUCAAAGUUCGAGCUCUUGUGGGUCUUUGCAAAUGCGCUGCCGCUGGAGGUGAUGACGCUUCUAGAGCUACUAUGAAGGAAGGUGCACCCCAGAAACUUGCACAUACUUGCAAGAAGUUCUUGUUAGAUUAUGAGAAGUAUAGCAUAGAUGUGAGAAGGUGA